AUGUUUUGUCCCAAGGAGCUGAGCGUGUUGCUGGUCAGAGAAGAUGAGACAUUGAAGUCUCCCCUGCAGAAACUGCUGUCUGCUUCUUCCACUGAGGAGCUGCUGAAGAGAACUGGAGCCAAAUCUGGAGAUCUGCUGCUGAUGGCAGCCGGUUCCCUCCACACUGUGCGUUCCUUGCUGGGCAGUCUUCGUCUGCAGUGUGCUCAGCUCCUGGAGUCUUAUGGCAUUCCACUCCGAGACCUUUCAGCCUUCCACUUCCUGUGGGUUGUUGACUUCCCUCUUUUUCUCUCUAAAGAAGAUGCGCCGGAGCAGCUGGAGUCAGCCCAUCAUCCAUUCACUGCUCCGCUGCCAGAGGAUACACAGUUACUCUACACAGACCCACACAAGGUACGUGGUCAGCACUAUGACCUGGUGUUGAAUGGCUGUGAGAUUGGAGGAGGAUCCAUCCGUAUCCACAAAGCCUCAGAGCAGCUUCAUGUCCUGAAGAAUAUCCUCAAGGAGGAUCCUAGUCUUCUCUCUCACCUGCUGGAGGCUCUGGACUCAGGAGCUCCACCACAUGGAGGCAUUGCUUUGGGUUUGGACCGGCUUGUCUCCAUCAUGGUUGGGGCCCCCAGCAUCCGUGACGUCAUUGCCUUCCCCAAGUCGUUCCGGGGUCAUGACCUCAUGAGCUGUGCUCCUGACUUGGUGUCUGACGAGGAGCUGAAGUCUUAUCACAUCUCUGUCAGAUGGCCAACAGAGCAAGGAGGAGGUGCGGGGAAGUGAAGACAUGAAACAGGAAGAGGCGAUGCCUUCCCAGAUUCUGUAACCCUGACAACAGAGGAAAAAGGGGAUAAGGACAUGGAGACAGUUAUGAAAAAACUCUGGCAGUUGAUUGGCAGAGACGAGGAGGAAGAGAAAAUGAGGAUGAAGUGAUGCUGUGGCCCAAUCUCAGUAGUGUUAGUUUGAAAUGUAAGAGAAAGGUGUACACGGAGACAGCCACAGGACACAGAAUGAAAACUGACAACACCAAGUUAAACAAAGAAGAAAAGCUUUCUACCAAG
This is a messenger RNA of Monopterus albus (swamp eel), 1040 nucleotides long. Its product is annotated as aspartate--tRNA ligase, mitochondrial-like. The transcript is spliced from 5 exons. The record is from RefSeq and is a predicted model, not a curated record. Gene Ontology annotation, cellular component: cytoplasm; mitochondrion. Gene Ontology annotation, molecular function: aspartate-tRNA ligase activity; ATP binding. Gene Ontology annotation, biological process: aspartyl-tRNA aminoacylation. NCBI's taxonomy places the organism in Eukaryota, Metazoa, Chordata, Actinopteri, Synbranchiformes, Synbranchidae. Bases 1 to 762 code for a protein of 253 amino acids.